Molecule: messenger RNA, 1275 nt
Organism: Paralichthys olivaceus (Japanese flounder)
Lineage: Eukaryota; Metazoa; Chordata; Actinopteri; Pleuronectiformes; Paralichthyidae
Gene: rbmx2
Product: RNA binding motif protein X-linked 2
Biological process (GO): mRNA splicing, via spliceosome
Cellular component (GO): catalytic step 2 spliceosome; precatalytic spliceosome; U2 snRNP
Molecular function (GO): RNA binding
Source: RefSeq, a predicted model, not a curated record
CAGCAGAGGCAGCAGAGGCAGCAGAGGCGCUGACUCUGCGGAAAUGGUUCGUCAGUGAAUCGCACGUUAGCUCAUUAGCAUCAGUCUCUCCUCUGUUAGUUCAGUAUGAAUCCGCUGACGAAGGUGAAGCUGAUCAACGAGCUGAACGAGCGGGAGGCGGACCUCGGUGUGAACGAGUCUGUUUCCUGGCACACGGAGUAUAAAGACAGCGCCUGGAUCUUUGUAGGAGGAUUUCCGUUCGAGCUGACAGAAGGUGACAUCAUCUGCGUCUUCUCUCAGUACGGCGAGGUCGUCAACAUCAACCUAGUUCGAGACAAGAAGACGGGGAAGUCCAAAGGUUUCUGCUUCAUCUGCUACGAGGACCAGCGCAGCACCAUCCUCGCUGUCGACAACUUCAACGGCAUCAAGAUUAAAGGUCGGACCAUUCGUGUGGAUCACGUGAAAGACUAUCGUCCUCCCAAAGACUCAGAGGACAUCGAUGAUGUCACCAAGCAUCUAAGGGAGGAGGGCUGUGCUCCCAAAUCCACAAAGUCCUCGUCCUCUUCCUCCGAGGAAGAUGAGCAGUACCUCAUCCCUGUGAAGAAGCCGAAGAAAGAUAAAAAAGAGAGAAAGAAGAAGAAGAAGAAGAAAAAGAAGGUCGAGCAGGAGAGAGGGAGCCGGGCGUCCUCCUCUGCCUCACCUCCUCGUCAUCGUCCUCCUCCAGCUGUCAGAGUCAAAGAGGAGAAGGAGGACGCUGCCUACGACAAGUACAACCAGAGGGGGGCGCCGCCAGGAGGACAACAGAAUGGACAGAGAGCUAGGGAGGAGGCAGAGAGAAGAAAAGAGGAAGAACGGAGGAGACAUCAUGAGAGGGAAGGAGAGAGAGAGGGCGACAGACAACGAGAGACAGACAGAGACGACAGAAGAGAGAGAGAGGGAGACAGACGAGAGACAGACAGAAGAGAGAGAGAGGAAGACAGACGAGAGACAGACGGAGAUGACAGAAGAGAGAGAGAGGGAGACAGACAAAGAGAGACAGACAGAAGAGAGAGAGAGGGAGACAGACAAAGAGAGACAGACAGAAGAGAGAGAGAGGGAGACAGACAAAGAGAGACAGACAGAAACGACAGAAGAGAGAGAGAGGGAGACAGACGAAGAGAGACAGACAGAGACGACAGAAGAGAGAGAAAGGGAAACAGACGACUAGAGACAGACAGAGAUGANACAGAGACGACAGAAGAGAGAGAAAGGGAAACAGACGACUAGAGACAGACAGAGAUGAAAGAAGAGAGAGAG